AUGUCAAAAGUAACAAAAGAGCCUCUUUUUACUGAAGAGAUCGAUAAGAUUAUCACAGAUUGCAUGAUAGAUCAAGAAUAUGAAACCCUAUAUCCAAAUAACCCUUUCGCGGAGAUUAAAAAAGUAAUUCCUAAAUAUAAAGCUAAAAGAAUUAGGCAGCGCUGGGUAGAUAAACUCAAGCCCGGACUUAAUCGCGACCCUCUUAACAAGAAAGAAAAAGAAUUUGUCGUUCAAUGGAUUAAAAAGAACCUAGGCUCGAAUGACGAAAUCAAAUGGAAAGUCUUAAUCUCCGAUAUGGAAGAAGAAUUCCAUACAUUGCGUCCUGAUAAUAUACCAAAAAACUAUUGGUAUGCGCUAAAAAGAAAUCUUCUAUCCAAGAUCUCUCAUAAUGAAGAGUUAACCCCUUUGCAAAUUUUAAGCUUGUUAUCUCCAAAUCCCCAGUUAACUGGUUAA
Rhizophagus irregularis DAOM 181602=DAOM 197198 is the source of this 453-nucleotide messenger RNA. RefSeq lists its product as uncharacterized. The record is from RefSeq and is a predicted model, not a curated record. Lineage: Eukaryota; Fungi; Glomeromycota; Glomeromycetes; Glomerales; Glomeraceae.